Molecule: messenger RNA, 1038 nt
Organism: Clunio marinus
Lineage: Eukaryota; Metazoa; Arthropoda; Insecta; Diptera; Chironomidae
Source: the annotation of a GenBank genome assembly
AUGUCAUUUUUAUCAAGGUGUUUAUUUGAAAGCACUGAUAGGAGGCGACACAUUCUGCAAGAUGCUUUGACAGUAUCUAAAAGCUGUGAUUAUUUCCAAUCGAUGAAACCAAAUGUUCUUUACACAAUUCAAGUUUCAAGAUCAAAUCAGAGAAAUCUUGAUUGCCGUUGGGCAGCGGAAGCACCAGCUGGUCAUAAAAUUUCCCUGACAUGUGAUAAAGUUCGUCUGCCGACAUCAUUUUUCUGCUUGAAUGAUAGAAUAACAGUUUCAACAACAGGGAGAACUGAUUUACGGGAUGGGAAAUCAUAUUGUGGGAGAAGACAAUUCGAAGCUUUAUCAGUAAGCACAAAGAUGACGGUUGCUUUGAAAACUGGAGCUAUAACAUUAGGAGCAAAGUUUAAAUGUUCCAUGAAAACUGUAAUUGAUGGAUGUAGAUGUGGACAAGUUAACAGAGGGAAAAUUGUUGGUGGUAUGGAAACUUAUGUAAAUGAAUAUCCUAGUAUGGCUGGUUUAAUUGAUGCUAAUGAGAAGCGAGUCUUUUGUGGUGCUACUAUAAUUUCAAGCACACAUGCAUUAUCAGCUGCUCAUUGUUCAAUUGGAAGAGAAAUCUCUUCACUUGGAUUGCUUGUCGGAGAACAUGAUACAACAAAGGGAAGUGAAACUCCUUUUACAAAACUUUUGAAAAUUGCUUCUUUCACAAAUCAUCCCACUUUCAGUCAAGAAACAAAUGCUGACGACAUUGCUUUGAUAAGAAUUCAAAACUCAAUGACAUUUACUUAUGGCGUUCAACCAGCUUGUCUGCCUUUCAAAUUCAGAAAGAGAACUUUUGUCAACACAUCGGUUGAGGCUCUUGGAUGGUAUGUAUUGUUGACUUAUUGUUGGAAGGGAGCAACAGAAUUUUCCGGGCCCCAAUCGAAUGUUUUGAAGCACGUUCGCCUGUCAAUCGUAAACAGCGAAAGUUGCACAUCAAAACAGAUUUGCUCGUUUGCUAAAAAUAAGGAUACCUGUCAAAGUGAUUCCGGUAAACAACAAAAUUGA